This is a messenger RNA of Soboliphyme baturini, 629 nucleotides long. The record is from the annotation of a GenBank genome assembly. NCBI's taxonomy places the organism in Eukaryota, Metazoa, Nematoda, Enoplea, Dioctophymatida, Soboliphymatidae.
UCCAAUGAAUACUCGGAAACACUGCUUGGCGUCGCAUACGACGCCCUUCGAACGAUGUAUUCGAUGUUCUGCAACUAUUGUAGACGAGGCGAAGAGGCGUUUUACAGAGCGCUGUAUCGAAUGCUGCGCCGUCUGUUGGACGGUCUGCAACCAAGGCAGCGGCAGAGCAUCAUUCUGUUGGUCUUCGAGCAUCUGCGUCUGGUACUCGCUUCAAAUCCACCCGGCGAACAUCCUAACCGAGAUGCCGCCGCCCAUGUUCACACUGAGCAUUCUGUGGAUGUUAAACAGCCGACGAGUGGACAGCAAGAAAAACAACCGACAUCCGACGACGACGCCGGAUCAGUGUCAAACGAUAACGUUCAGAAUGGCUUCAGAAUGGACAGUUCCUCGCAUGAACCGCAACAGGACACUAGUUCCAAUGGUGCUAAUGGCAGUGAGUUGUCAGCGGAUUACCGAAAAUUGCCUGCUGACUGGAGGACUCACUUUCCAUUGAAUUGGGUGAACUUGAUCGAAACAGAUCUGAAUAGACAGCGGCUGAUGCAGACUCAACAUCCGCUCAGCGAUGCUUACUUAAGUGGAAUGCCAGCGAAACGGCGGAAGGUGAUCACAUGUUAUGUUAAUUAUUGACA